Messenger RNA from Eublepharis macularius, 1224 nucleotides. RefSeq names its product PHD finger protein 24 (gene PHF24). The record is from RefSeq and is a predicted model, not a curated record. The transcript has 7 exons. Lineage: Eukaryota; Metazoa; Chordata; Lepidosauria; Squamata; Eublepharidae. Bases 1 to 1224 code for a protein of 407 amino acids.
AUGGGGGUGCUGAUGUCCAAGCGCCAGACCGUGGAGCAGGUGCAGAAGGUCAGCUUGGCCGUCUCCGCCUUCAAGGACGGGCUGCGAGAACGGCCUGCUGCCAAGCGCAAGUCCGAAGGAGCUGCAAGCCGGCGGGGGACCAUCGAGGACGCAGUGCAAGAGCUGCAGGAGGAGGCAGCCCUGGAAGGGGGGUCUUCUUCAGGCCCCUCUCGGCAGGAGGACAGCAGGGUCCAGAGAGCUGCCUGGGAGAGGCUGCGGGAUGGCCGAGGCGUGGAGCCGGAGGAGUUUGACCGUGCCAACUGCUUCACGCCACCAGCUUUUGCCCGCCCCACACAGGGGAAGCAGGAUGACGAGCCCGUUGAGAUCAGCCUGGAGCAGAAGGAACAGGUGACCAAUGAUGAGAUGUGUGAAGUCUGUGAGGUGUGGACUGCAGAGAGUCUCUUCCCCUGCCGCGUGUGCACGCGUGUCUACCACGAUGGCUGCCUGCGCCGCAUGGGCUUCCUGCCUCAGGGCAAAGCCAGCGAGAGCAUCGAGGCGGCCCACACCGAGACAGGCUGGAGCUGCUACCUCUGUGACAACCUCAACCUUCUCCUCACAGAGGAAGAGAUGCGCACCCUGGCCAGAUCCUUCGAACAAAGCAAGGUCACCCCUGAGAGUCAGCUGAGCCUGGAUGAUUUCCUGCGCCACAAGCGCCUGGCUGGCCAGCCGGAGGGUGAGCAACGCCGUGGCGAGGAGCAGGAAGAACGGGAUGCCCUGCAGUUUGCCGCGCUGGACCCCGAGAAGAAGGGCCACGUCGAGUGGGCAGAUUUCCUCUCGCACGAGUCCCUCCUGCUGCUGCAGAGAAGCCGCACUCAGAACUGCCUGCUCCGCCUGCUGACGGGCAAGGAGAGAGAGAGGGCACGAGCCACCUUUCUGGCCCUGGACCAGCAGGGGGACGGGCUGCUCAGUGAGGCAGAGUGUCGGCGCAUCCAACACACGUGGGUCCGCAAGCGGCACAAGGAGACCCCCUCCUGCAACGUCAGCAUCAGCCACGUGGGCCCCAUGUCGGAGAGCAGCCCAGCCAGCAGCGGCAGCAGCGAAAGCCAGGAGAAGGUGCUGCUGAGCUCAGAGCUGGAGGAGCCAAGCCGGACUGUCGACUGGCCCACCUUCCUGAGAGAGAGCGCCAUCUACAUCCUUGCUGCGCGGCCCAACAGUCCCGCCAUCCACCUCAAGCCAUUGGCAUAA